Eleginops maclovinus (Patagonian blennie) is the source of this 2869-nucleotide messenger RNA. RefSeq names its product caspase-3-like. The transcript is spliced from 8 exons. The record is from RefSeq and is a predicted model, not a curated record. Gene Ontology annotation, biological process: proteolysis; apoptotic process; positive regulation of neuron apoptotic process. The coding region runs from base 78 to 1040 and encodes 320 amino acids. Lineage: Eukaryota; Metazoa; Chordata; Actinopteri; Perciformes; Eleginopidae. Gene Ontology annotation, cellular component: cytoplasm.
UUCCUUACUCUCUAAUAAUAGUAAAGACAGUGCCUGUGUAAUACUCACUUCCACCCCAGACUUAUACUAAGAGGAACAUGGCUGACGGGGACGUGCCGAGUGCUGAGGAUACUGUGGACACCUUGAAAUUGUCCGGAACAAGGAACAUGGCUGACGGGGACGUGCAGAGUGCUGACGACACAGUGGAUGCCAUAAAAAUAUUUGGAAUGAGGGUGGGUGCAAAGCCUGAAGGCAGAAGUGAGCCUCCUGAGGAAACGGACUCUGUCCCCCACAGCUCUAGUGACCCUUACAAGUACAAGAUGGACUAUCCCUGCCUCGGAACCUGUCUGAUUAUCAACAACAAGAACUUCCACAGAAGCACAGGGAUGAAUACUCGUAACGGGACGGAUUUAGAUGCUGCUGCUGCCAUGAAGACCUUCUCUGAGAUGGGUUAUAAGGUCCAGUUUGCCAACGAUCAAACCGUGAACGAGAUGAAACAACUGCUAUGUAACGCUUCCAAGGCAGACCACAGUCAGAAUGCAUCCUUUGCAUGCGUGUUGCUGAGUCACGGAGAUGAUGGGGUGAUAUACGGGAUUGACGGCUGUGAAAAGCUUGACGAACUGACAAAGUACUUUAAAGGAAACCGCUGUAGGGCUCUGGUCGGGAAACCCAAACUCUUCUUCAUACAGGCGUGCCGUGGGACAGGCCUGGAUGAAGGAACCUGCGUCGAGACGGACAGUGUGGAUGCCCAAUCAUCCUCAUCUGAGAGGAUUCCAGUGGAGGCCGAUUUCCUCUAUGCUUAUUCCACUGCUCCAGGCUACUACUCAUGGAGGAACCAAAACAACGGCUCCUGGUUCAUGCAGUCGCUGUGUGAGAUGCUGCAGAGAUUCAGCGGAGAGCUGGAGCUCAUGCAGAUCAUGACCCGGGUCAACCGCAAGGUGUCACUGCACUUUGAGUCCUCCUCCAAUUUGCCGGGGUUCAGCAGGAUGAAGCAGAUCCCCUGCAUCGUCUCAAUGCUGACCAAAGACUUCUACUUUCCUAAAAAGAUAGAGCUUUCUUAACUACAAUCAGAGUCUAAAAAACAGGUAUUACUUUUUUUUUUACCGAUUUCUACUCUACUCUUGGAUUUUGUAUUUUCUUUUCCAUUCCCUUUUCGAUUUCCAUUGUUUUAAACUCUACCAGAGCACAUACCUUGUUCGAUUUAUGACAUUAAAAUGACCGGACAUCUUUCCGCGCAUUGAUAUGACAGGACAUUCUGUAUUCCCUUGACCAGAGCGUCAUACUUAGCAACAGUCUGUUGUCCUUAGCAGCGGUUCUGUUAGCAAAAAUGAUCAACCUCUGGAAUGUUCAAAUUGACCAAUCAGAUUUAAGUAUUCAACUGAGCCGCGUAAUAAUGAGCCUUAACUUUUUUUAUAUGAUUUGUUUUUUAGUGUUCGGUUUUAGAAAACGUUUUUAAUUCCUGUGGUGCAGUAAAGGGUGUUGGGAUAAACUCUAAGGAUAAACUAUGAGUUUACAACAUACACUGUGUCUGCGUUUUAACAGUUUUUGAAUGCAAUAAAUACACAAGAACCAAUGGAUCAUCAUAAAAUAUCAGGCAAUGGCAUAAAAAAAAAAAAAACAGCAAGUAAACAGGAAUUAUUUUAUGGGGCAAAUACUUAAUUUUGCAUUUUUUCCAUCAACAAAACAAUAUCAUUUAAUAUAAUAUUAUUUAUAUGCUUUAAGAAAUAGAAUUUUCAGCGUCUACAAACCACCAUAUUUUAUGCAGAAAAACAAUAUGAUGAAACUAAGCAAAAAAAAAAACCCAAAAUAUUCCUGUAAGUCAAAAACAAUAACUUAAUAUAUAAAAGUAGUGACAGUUUUUCAAAAAUAACAACAAACAUGUUUUGAGAAAAUGACUCGAGAAGUCUCUCAAUAAUGACUUAAAGGAAUUAUUUCAUCACAUAGAAAUGGGCUUCCAUACACCGCAAACCAAAACUCCUGACAUGCCUGGCAAAAGUGGUUAAAAACACGCAACACUACAGUAAACUAAAAUAAACUCAGGAUUUACUAUUUCCACAAAGAUUUCUUUACAAAAUGUUUGACUAAAUGUGUGUCAAUGGAAAUUAGUUGAGUAGUUAAAUAACCAGAAGCGGCCUCCUUUUUAUAUUUUUUUAUAUUCUGACUUUCAAACAGUCAGUCCAUGUGUGGUCAGAGAUAAAAUGUAGUUUAUUUUUAACCCUCCUGUUGUCAUUGGGUCAAAUUGACCCUGCCUCUUUAUAUUUUUAUGUUGGAAAAAUGUGGUUAUUUCAUCUAAUUGCUACAAAAAUCACAUGACUUUUCUACGCUAAGAAAAAUGUAUUAUCACUAUUUGCAUUAAAUUACAUUUAUAUUUGAUCAAAAUAGACUCCUGGCUAAACUUUGACAUAUACCAGUGAUAUGUUUGACAUUAACUAUAGUCAAAAACAUUUUAAAACUCCAAAAAGUUAAUUUCAUUUGUUAAUUAGGAUUAUUUUCUAUAAUGUGAAGGCUUAAAAUGUGUAUCCAAGAUUUGGGUUAUGAUUUAUACACUUUAUACACAGGUUGCUGAGAACACAAAGGUUACAUUUAUAUUAAGCCAUUUGGUUUCUGCACCAGAAGGUGGCAGCAUAAUAAAAGUGGUGUCGCAAUAAAGCGUCAGUAAGACACUUCAAUAUUACACCAUCUUACAGUAACAAAGACUUUAGUCCAUGUUCUAAUUGAGGAAUGUCAAGGACCUGACAAUCUACAUUUCCUUUGUUCUUCAUUUUUGUGUACCUGGUUCUAAUCUGUUCAUCAAGUCUGAUAAAGGCAAUACUCCUAAUAUUAAGCCUGUUGUGUACUUUACCCCUGAAAACUGUAAAAAGAAAUAUGAAUGAUUAAAAGUUUAUUAGGA